Molecule: messenger RNA, 2121 nt
Organism: Penicillium angulare
Lineage: Eukaryota; Fungi; Ascomycota; Eurotiomycetes; Eurotiales; Aspergillaceae
Product: Sec1 family protein
Exons: 7
Coding region: 1-2121 (706 amino acids)
Biological process (GO): vesicle-mediated transport; intracellular protein transport
Cellular component (GO): plasma membrane; secretory granule
Molecular function (GO): syntaxin binding
Source: RefSeq, a predicted model, not a curated record
AUGGGCGCCUCUAUAAUUGAGAUCCAGCGCGACAUCAUUAUCAACACAAUCCGCCAUGCUGUCGGCCACGAGUGGAAAGUUCUGGUGGUAGAUGACCAAAGCAGGAAAUUGAUCAAUGGCGCCGUGAAGGAGGAAGAGAUUCUCAAUCUCAACGUUUCCAAUGUCGAACAAAUCGAGCACCGACGACCGUCCAACCCGGACAUGGACGCAGUAUACAUAUUAUCUCCGGAUUCAUGGAUUGUGGACUGUUUGAUGGCAGAUUUCGAAGUCGGACGGUACCGGAGGGCAUACCUGGUUUGGACCUCUUUCCUCGAUCCGCAACAACGAGUGCGAUUAGACCGAUCCGAGAUGGCACGAGAGCGAAUCGCCGACUACCGUAUUAUGAAUAUUAGCUUCUACCCUCGGGAGUCGCAUUUAGUCACCUUUCGCGAUCCCUACAGCUUCCCAAUUCUCUACCAUCCAGGCUGCAACAAUUUAAUUCGCCAACACCUUCAAGAGCUGGCUCAGAAGAUUGUUUCGCUUUGUGCCUGUUUGGGCGAAUAUCCCGUCAUUCGUUAUUACCGGCCACGAACGCCUACUCACGAAGCUGCUGUCCUAUGUUCACAUUUGGCACGCUUCGUGCAGGAUGAACUGGAUCAGUUUGCGCAAUUCCAACGUGACUUUCCUCCACAGACUAACCGGCCUCGGGGCGUUUUGCUUAUUGUAGAUCGAUCGAUGGACACUUUCUCUCCUCUACUCCAUGAAUUCACCUACCAAGCCAUGGUCCAUGAUCUUCUCCCAAUUAAAGACGGCGAUAAGGUCACCUAUAAGACCACCCUCAACGAAGGCAAGGAUAAUGAAGAAACAAAGGACAUGGAAAUUGGUGAAAUGGAUAAGGUGUGGGUGUCCUAUAGGCACAUGCACAUGAAAGACCUGCUUGGUAAGCUUGGAGAGGAUUUCGCCAAAUUUCGAGCUGCCAACCCCCAAUUUGCCGAAGACAAUGACAAGACGAACGUGAACACAAUCAAGGAUAUGCUUGGUGGUUUGACCGAGUUUACAGAAGGUAAAGAUUCAUACACUCUACAUCUGAACAUGGCGGAAGAGUGCAUGAAAUUCUUCCAAAAGAACAAGCUCCUGGAGGUGAGCUCAAUCGAGCAAUCUUUUGCCACGGGCCUCGACGAAAACUUCAAGAAAGCCAAGAAUCUCGCUGCACAACUAGUACAAUUACUAGAUGACGAGCAGGUUAUUUAUCCAGAUCGACUGCGCUUAAUUCUUUUGUAUAUCAUGUACCGCGGGGGACUUCUAGGUGGUGACAUCAGGAAGCUUAUGGCGCACUCCCAACUGCCAGGCAACAAUGGAGAAGUGAUCGCGAACCUUGAACUCCUGGGAGUCCGGGUGGAAAAGCCUCUGAAGGACGACAAACCCCCAACACAACCUCUAUUCAACCGUCGAGCCCCGGCUCCCGAGGAUGAGGAGCUUAGCCUAACCCGUUAUGAACUGGGCAUCAAGCAACUGCUGGAGGAACAGAUCCAGGGCUCGUUGGACCCAAGCGCCUUCCCAUACACCCGUCCCCACACUGAAGACGACGGCAGCAUGGCCACACAUGAAGCACUUUCACAACAAACAUCUCUGCGCAGCGCAAAGCCCACAUGGGCUCGCACGCGGACUGUAGACCAGCCUCGUCAACGAAUCAUCGUCUUCAUGGCCGGAGGCGCUACCUAUCCCGAGUCCCGCGCUUGUUAUGAGAUCUCCCAGGCCUAUAACAGAGACGUAUUUCUUGCCACCACCCACAUGCUCAGCCCGAGCCUCUUCAUCCGCCAGGUAGCCGAUCUCAGCGUCGACAAACGUCGCCUAAAUAUCCCAGCCGAGCGACCGAAGCCAAAGGCACCGGCUCAUCUCUUCGAGCGCGAGGCUCCGCCUGCCCCCGCAGAACCACCGCAGAGAAAGAAGCCCAUCCCCAACCUUAACCCUCCAGCUCCACCACAGCAUCAAAUGGCCAAUAUGUCCCUGAACAAUGGGUCACACUCACACUCGCAUUCCUCGUCUGAUGGGAAAUUGCACAAGAAGGACAAGGAUAAGAAAGACAAAGACAAAGACAAGAAGGAUAAGGAUAAGAAGGACAAGAAGUAUCGUUUCUUCUAA